This is a messenger RNA of Mobula hypostoma (lesser devil ray), 2362 nucleotides long. Its product is annotated as filensin. The transcript has 7 exons. The record is from RefSeq and is a predicted model, not a curated record. Gene Ontology annotation, biological process: lens fiber cell development. Gene Ontology annotation, cellular component: cytoplasm; intermediate filament. Gene Ontology annotation, molecular function: structural constituent of eye lens. The coding region runs from base 80 to 1861 and encodes 593 amino acids. NCBI's taxonomy places the organism in Eukaryota, Metazoa, Chordata, Chondrichthyes, Myliobatiformes, Myliobatidae.
GGCUGUAGAGCGCAUCUACUCUGAUACAAACAUCCUACAAACAGGUGUGGAGAAGGUGGACAUUUCCUCGCACCCCAGUAUGUCUGGAGCAUGUGAUCUACAUGAUGUGGAGAAGGCAAAAGAGGAAAAAUCAGACCCAUUCAGUAUGUGGAGUGGGACAGAUUUUGCAAAGCCAGGUUUGCAAAGCUUAGAAGAGUUCAAUAUCCGUUUUAGCAGAUACGUCAAUCGAACCCGAACCUUUAACCAAAGUAGCACUUCACUUGGGAAGCAACUGGAAAGUCUGCGGCAGGUCAGAGAGCUUGCGGGUCUCGAGGAUGUAUUUACUGAACAAAUUCAGCAGAACCAGCAGAGAAUCUGGGACCUGCACAAUGAGCUUAACCAUCUAGAACAGGAGCUGAAGGACGCACAGCGGGCUUUGGAUGACUAUCGCACCAAAUACAGGACUGAAUGUGAACAUCAUGAAAAGCUGCAGGAUGGUGUUGUAAACCUAAUUAAGGAUACAAAUGAAGCUUUACUAAAGAAUCUGGAACUCCAGGUCCGUACUCAGUUCCUGAAGGAAGAUAUUGACUCUACUAAAGAAAGAAACAUGAAGAACCUAGCUGAGAUUCAGAGCUACAUGAAUGUCCUGAAGCAAGUCCACCACCCCACAAGUUAUGAUUCACCAGCCUCUGAGGGUGCAAUGCAAGAGCAGGGAACCAGGAGCAUGGAGGGGCAUUAUUUGGAUCAGAUGCAGUCAUACAAUGAGCAAAUUGAAGAUCUGAGGAAGAAGACAGAAGAAGCUGAGACAAGUUUGGAAAUGUGCGCCAAUGAGUGUCGACAAGUUGUUAUGUAUCAACAAUCGUUGGAAAAUGAGCUGGAACGCUACAAACAGUUUAUUGCUGAUGAAGAUUACCAAUUGGAAUCCACAAGCCCUUUCACAACAAGUUCUCAAUACAAGUUUGGACAAGAUUUUCCAGAGGGCAAAGGUGCCAGUGAAGAGGAAAAGGUGCUGGAAGAGUAUUCAGAAACCUUUGUCCAAACUGGAAAUGUGGAAGAUAAGGAGGAUAAGGAGGGAGUCUGGGAUGUAGCCCUGGAUGAUGUACCAGAUGGAGCACAGAUAAGUAGGGUUUAUGAUGCAUUGUGUAACAUAGUGAGAGAGAGAAUGAAAAAGUACAAGAAACCAGAAGUUCCUGCAGCAGAGUUUUAUGCCAAAGGGCACCGUGUGUUGGUUACAGGUGAAGCCAGUUAUACGGAUCCAUUCUUCUGUGCCUCAGUUCCUGCGAGAAGUCAAGUUACCGUAACUUUUGAUGAUGAUCACCAUCUAGGUGACAUGGACGUUCAUCCCGAACCAGGUCCACCUACACCAUUAAGAGACAAUGGAGACGGUGAUGGAGAAAAUGGAUUUGAGUCCACUACUGAGGAAGAUGAAGAUAAGCAUGAAGAUAAAAAAAAGCAAGAUGAUGAAAUAUCAGAUGCUAACAGAGAGCCCAAAAAACAACCACUUUCACCACCAGCACCAGCCCCAAUUUCACCACAACCAAUGCCAGAACCCUCAGAUAAUAAGCCAGCACCUUUCAGUGGACCAUCUGAGCCACACCCUGAUCUGAGUGCCCCUGAAGACUUGGGAUCUAAAUUUAAUAACAGUCACAAAGAACAGAAAGAUGGUGCGGAACAAACCAGGAUUACCAUACCAGCACAGCCACUGCCAUCAGAUAAGAAGCAACAAAAGGAACCGAAGUAUAAAUACUAUGAAAAAAUAGAAGUGAUUGAAGCAGUUGAGACAUUUACAGACAAUAAACUGCAAGGUUAUGAAGAAACCUCCACAAUUGUUGAAACCACAGUAGAAAAGACAAAUCAGGAUAGGAAAGCAAAGAAACUUUAAAUUAUUUGUAUUAAAAUAAGUAUGUUUUUAUAAAUUGUAAUUUGCAGAUCGAAGCUAAAAACUGUAAUUUUAUAACAAAAAACUUUAAAUUGUUCUUAAAAAUUAAGUUGGUACUAGCACCAAAAGGUAGAUUAGCAGUUAACAACUUUUGUGUGCUAUUGAUGAAAAUGACUGAUUUUUGAUAUUUUUCUUAGAAAAUAUUAAGAAAUAUAGAGACAAUAUAGAAUCUUGUUUCAUGUUGUAAUUCACAUUUAGUUCCUUAAGGAAUUCAAGUUCACUUUAAUAAGAUAAAUACGGAUUUAUAUUAACAGAACUUUUCUAGGAAUACUUAAGAACAAUUAAAGGGCUUAAUGUAAUUGGUCAAGUGUGCAGUGUAAUGAUAGAAACAUUUUAGAAAGUUUAAUUGGUUUAUGUGUUUUAAAUAUCCUGAAUGAAAUUAUCAAUGAAUUUCUGCCAGUGAUCAAUGUGUUCUGUAAAACAAAACAUAAUAAAUCAAACCGG